This is a messenger RNA of Colletotrichum tamarilloi, 510 nucleotides long. RefSeq lists its product as uncharacterized. NCBI's taxonomy places the organism in Eukaryota, Fungi, Ascomycota, Sordariomycetes, Glomerellales, Glomerellaceae. The transcript is spliced from 2 exons. The record is from RefSeq and is a predicted model, not a curated record. Bases 1 to 510 code for a protein of 169 amino acids.
AUGAAGUUCUUCUACCCUCUCGCUCUGGCCCUCGCUGCCGUUGUUGCCGCCGCCGAUGAUGACUGCGACGCCGCUCCCAUCGUCGAGGCCUGCCUGACCAGCGAGAAUGCAAAGGUCAAGGACUGCAACGCCACCGACUACGACUGCCUUUGCGCCGCCUACCAGGCCGUCGCCACCUGCUACAACAACUGCCCCAAGGACUCCCGCGCCGCGCCCGCCCAGGGCCAGGUGACAAUCUACUGCCAGCAGGCCUCCCUCUACGGCUCCGCCGCCAUGCGCAAGACCCAGUCCGUCGUCUCGGCCACCGGCUCCGCCUCCGCUGCCGUCGCUUCCAACUCGGCCUCCGCUACCGCCGCCGCCACCGGCACCAGCGCCUCUGGCAGCUCCGCCUCUGCCACCGCCUCGGCCAGCUCCAGCUCCAGCUCCGCCAACAUUGGCGUCGGCCAGCUCGCCCGCAACACUGGCGGCGUUCUCCUCGCCGUUGCCGGUGUCGUUGCCGCUGUCCUCUAA